AAUAACACAACCGUCAGCUCUUAAUAAACCUACACAACCGCCACUAUUUUAUUUUUGUUCAAACAAAACAUCGAACACUUGGUACUCAAAAAGAAAAAGAAAAAAGACUUGCGUGAAUCACAAAAAGAAGAGCCAACCAUUAUGAUCAUUUUAUGAAAAUGUGGUUAUGAUCAUUUCCAUAUGCAUACACACCGUGAUUAUGAUCAUUUUCAAUAAUAUGGUUUUUAUUCGACUAAUUCAGCCCCAAGUUUGUAUCGACUCUCCGAUCUUCUUCUGCAACUCCGGCGACCUAAAACAUUCUUCAUCCAUCAACAUCGGGCGCCGCCUGCGGAGGUGAGUGGACCACAAGUUUUCUUCUCCAGAUCCAAAAACUGAAACCAUGGCUGACUUACUGGUGGGAGGAGCUCUUCUCUCUGGUUUCAUCAAUGUCCUCUUUGAUAGACUAGCUUCUAAAGAGGUCCUCAACUUCAUUAGAGGAAAGAAAGUUAUUCCUAAGUUGCUUAAAGAGUUGGAGAUUACAUUGAUGUCUGCUAAUGUACUGCUGAACGAUGCCGAGGACAAGCAACUUGGAGACAACAAUGUGAAGAAGUGGCUUGAAGAUCUUAAAGAAGUACUUUAUAAAGCUGAUCACAUGGUGGACAAGAUCAACACUAAAGCUUUGCAACUCAGGAUGGAGAAAGACGAACGCAAAAGGGCAAAAAAUAAGGGUGAGAUUUUCCCCUGUUUAGAGGAGUUUGAGUUAGAAAGAUGUCAAAAGUUAAAUAUGGCAUUACCUGUUUGCAAUUUUCCAUCUUUGAAAUGUAUCGACAUUACAUCUUGCAAUGAAUUGGUGACUGUAUUUCCAGCAAGUGCACAUGUUGACUCUACAUACCCUCGCCUUAAAAAGUUGUUCAUAAGGGGAUGUCCAAUGGUUGAGUCAUUUUCAGAAAUGGGAUUAUUGCCCAUUACUUUAAAAACUCUGUCCAUUGAGUCAUGCGAUAUGCUCAUUGAAAAUCGCAUGAGAUGGAAUUUACAAAGAAACUUGUCACUGAAACAGUUUGAAAUUAUAGAAUGUGGUGGAGUGGUAGAUUCAUUUCCAGAGGAGUGGUUGCUUCCACCAACUUUAAGAAUUCUCUCAAUCAAAUUUUGUUCGAACCUUAAAGUUCUAAAUGGAAAAGGGUUUCAGCACCUAACCUCUCUUCAAGAAUUGAAUCUUCAUUACUUGGAAAAAUUAGAGUGCUUACCAAAUGAAGGACUGCCCCAGACUCUUACUUCUCUGGAUAUUGAUGGUUGUGAUUUGCUAAUUUCUCAAAAGGUAUAUGGAGGUUGUAUUUGAGAUAUAUUUUAUUGUGUGAUUUUGGAUUAUUCAGAUCUCUUGAUCUGAGGUAGUACUGAGGGGAGUGCCACCACUGGUGUUUCUUAUAGUUACUCCAGAUGAUGAUGCUGAAAAGGGAUUUCAGAUGAGAACUAUUCUGAUUAAGAGAUGAAAAGAUUGAACUUUUUUAUUUUUUUGGGGUAAUUUUGUCUUCAUUAUUCUUUGUUUUGGUUUGACACCAAAGCCAAGUGGAUUAGAAGGUCGACAUGUCAUUUAGUUUUGAUGAAGACAUUUAUGUGACAAUAAGUGGGACAAUAAAUGUCUACUCCCAAGUGGGUAUUUCUCUCUUUGUUGUCAUUAUCUAUUAUUAUUAAUUUAUAAGAAAUUGUUUAGGCUUAAUUUGUGAGUGAGAUGGAUGUUGUGUUGUAAAAUUACGUUCACAACUCUUUCAUAUAGUCAAGUCCUUUUGUGACCAAUUUUUUUUACAGAUUUUUCAUUAGAGAUGUAUAGGAGUGUCCUACUAUUUAGUUAGUGAGAAUGUGAUUGCUAUUAUUAUUGCUCCUGCUUUAGAUGAUUAUGCUGCUGCUAUUGAGAAAAGUUAUACCAGAAUGAGAACUGUUAUUGUUAACAGAUGACAAUGUUUAAUUCUUCAGUGAUUGUUGCGGAUUUUCCUAAGUGUGUGCAAGUGUACACAAUCGUUGAACAAGUAAUAUAAUGAAAGUAAUUUUUAUCGUCUCCUCAAGAAUUGCCAAACAAAUAUUGUAAAAAUCAUCAUCAAACAAUUUGGGGUGCAAUUAACUAUCCCUUUUUUUUUAUGACUAAUCAAAUUAACUAAAGGACAAAAAGAACUAAACAAGAUAAUUAAUUUAGGCGUUUAACAAUAAAGCUGGAAAAUGACAAAUUGCGAUUACUAUGAUGAUAAAAGUUAGGCAUAUCAAAUCCCCCUAAUUUGUAGUUUUGCCCCCUGAUGUUGCAACAAAGUUCAUAGGAUUGUUAUCCCUCCUCUUACAUCAAAUUGGAUAAAAUCAAUGUAUAAAAGUGCCUUAAAUACGAAGCUACUAAUUAAGUGAUCAAAUGUAUUCUUUUUUCUUGAUAGCAGAACUUAACUAAUGGACUUAAAAGUUAGUUAGUGCUCUGAAUAUGAAGUACUGGAGGCUCCUAUAUCUGCAGCUUUUCUUGGCAACUUCAAUUUAAUUGGCAGCUUUCAAAAGGAGAAAUUAUGAGUUGGUCAAUGGAGAAAAGUCUCUUGUUAGUAGGCAAUCGUUCAUUUAUUAAUUUAUAGACUAUUUAAGGGUGUUAGACCCAUGAAUAAGGCUUGUGGGGCUUAUUAUGUUUAAUUAGUCACAAGCACCACAAUAUGUUUAAUCAGUUCAUUUUAAAAUACUGUAAAAUCUGAGGCUAUUCCAAAGAUACAGUUGUGUGAUGAUUUUAAUUGUUUUUUUUACUAAAUUUUGUUGUUUAGGAUUUUGUUAUUGAUAACUCUAGGAUUUAGAGUUAUUUUCACAUCUUUAAACUUAAUUUUUGAACCAAACAAAAGAGUAAUGAGUUUUUAUUUCUUGUAAUUGUGUUCAAUUUAGUGUGUCUGUGUAGCUAGGGACCUUGUGUUUGCAUUUUCAUAUUUUUGAGUGAUUUUUGUAGUUUAGUGUAUGUGUUAAACAGGAAAGGAAGCUGAAAUAAGUGAUCGGGGACUUUGGAAUCAAAAAGGAAACAACAAGUCUGGAAAAUGCAUGUUGCUGCUUCAAUGCUGCAGCAUCACCGUAGCAAUUGGCAGAGCCCAGGAAGGAAACGUGACAAAUGCGAGCUGGACUUAAUGAGACAUAAGUGGCGCUGAGGUGGCGAGAGUAUUGUACAAUUAAGUCAGCUGGGUGGUGUGGCAAAGGACAGGGGGCAAGAUUGACUUUGACUUGCUAAUUAGGGUAAACCAAGUACCCUAAAAGGGAAGUACCAGCCGAAAAUGGGAGCAGCCCCCAUUCUGAGAGACAGCUGAUUUUCUUAGACCAUUUUGGAGAGAAAACAGAAGAAAAGAAAAAAAAAGAAAACAGAGAGAGUACAGAGGAGGAAGAGGACCACGAGCUGACAACUAGGGGGAUUGAGCACAACAAUUCCUUCUAACUUCUUCUUCUCCCUUCUUCAUUUUGUAUUGUAUUUUCUCUCCAUCUAAUUUGUGAACAAACUCCAUGGAUUUUCUAAUAGCUACUGGUUUUGUAUUUCUAAUAUUAAACAUGACCUAAAUCUAUUUUUCUCAUAUCUGAAAUCCACCCAGAAUUCUUUCAUUUCAA
This is a messenger RNA of Humulus lupulus (European hop), 3573 nucleotides long. RefSeq names its product putative disease resistance protein At3g14460. The record is from RefSeq and is a predicted model, not a curated record. The coding region runs from base 380 to 1315 and encodes 311 amino acids. The transcript has 4 exons. NCBI's taxonomy places the organism in Eukaryota, Viridiplantae, Streptophyta, Magnoliopsida, Rosales, Cannabaceae.